AUGGAGUCGGCCUUGUUCAUCUUUCGUCACCGCAAGUUGUGCGAACAUGUGACAGUGCCUGCAGCCACAAAGGCACUCUGUAUUGUUAGCCAUUGCUUUAGUCAAGCCCUGCUUUGCAAGAUGAUGCCCAAAAGCAGUGAAAAGUGGAGUUACUCGCAGGCUUUCUCAGGAAAAAUAGAGCGCCGUGUAGGAAACAGCAAAACAAUUGCGGUUCAGUGUGGUGACUUCCCUCAUCUGUUGGUGUAUGGACCAUCAGGAGCUGGAAAAAAGACAAGAAUAAUGUGUUUGUUAAGGGAAUUAUAUGGUGCAGGAGUGGAAAAACUGAGGAUUGAGCAUCAGAGUAUAACGGCACCUUCUAAAAAGAAAAUUGAGAUUAGCACCAUUGCAAGUAAUUAUCACCUUGAAGUUAACCCAAGUGAUGCAGGAAACAAUGACCGUGUAGUAAUUCAGGAACUCUUGAAGACAGUAGCACAAUCCCAACAGCUUGAGACAAGUACUCAACGAGAUUUUAAAGUGGUGCUGUUAACAGAAGUCGACAAACUCACUAAAGAUGCUCAGCAUGCUUUGCGAAGAACAAUGGAGAAGUACAUGGCGACCUGCAGGUUGAUUCUGUGCUGCAACUCCAUGUCAAAAAUUAUAGGACCUAUUCAAAGCAGAUGCCUGGCUGUACGAGUGCCUGCUCCCAGCAUUGAAGAUAUCUGCCAUGUCUUGUCCAGUGUGUGUAAGAAAGAAGGCCUGACUCUUCCUCAGGAACUGGCUCAAAGGCUUGCAGAGAAAUCUGGCAGGAAUCUUCGGAAAGCAUUACUUAUGUGUGAGUCCUGCAGAGUACAACAGUAUCCUUUUACUGCUGAUCAAGACAUUCCUGAGAUGGACUGGGAAGUUUAUCUGAGAGAAACUGCAAAUGCUAUUGUUGGUCAACAGACACCACAAAGGCUUUUAGAGGUCCGUGGACGGCUUUAUGAACUCCUGACACACUGCAUUCCUCCUGAGAUUAUAAUGAAGGGCCUCCUUACAGAACUUCUAAAUAACUGUGAUGGACAACUGAAAGGAGAAGGUGCACAGAUGGAGGCCUUCUAUGAACACCGCCUGCAACUGGGCAGCAAAGCCAUUUAUCAUCUGGAAGCAUUUGUAGCAAAGUUUAUGGCAAUUUACAAGAAGUUUAUGGAGGAUGGACUAGAUGACAUGAUGUUCUAACUCUGAUGCCCAAAGUCGUGCACAGAAUGUUGUGUCAUGAUGCCAGUAACGUUGCAAAUGUUGUCUACUUGUCCAUGCUUGACUGCAUGUGGGUCUAGUUCAAAGCCAAAUAUUUUAUUUUGCUAUUAAUAGAAAACACAGUGAACUAAAGAACAAUGUUUGUUCACUUUUAGAAACCAGAUGGAUUGUUUGACAGCCACAAAUCUAUCUUUAGAUCCAUAAAAAACACAUUAGCCUUUCAGAAAGAUAACAAGUUACCUUGGAAGACGUGUAAGAUCAUAGUCGCUUUGCAGUAUUUGUAAGCUGACGUUAAGGAGAGAGAACAUGGAUGCUGCAUACUUGCUUUUUGACUUUCAUGGGCAAGGCUGUAAGCAAAGGAUGGUUUUUCCAUGUUGUGGUAAGUUCCAGUUUGAGCAUGUAUGUUCUGCCUACUGAUUUAUGUAUCUCGCUGCUUGUCUGGCUUCUCUUAUUUUAGCCACACUGUCUUCUGUGGUGUGCUGACACAGGAUGUUUUCUGACUCUUGUUUGUAAGCAGUUGCAUUGAAAUUGUGGAUGAGCAAUACUUUUGUGUUGCUUGUAAAUCAGUUUGACAACACGGAACUUUUUGUUUGGAAGGAAUAUACCUAUAUAAAGCAAGGCCACUUGCUGGCUGGCACUUUCAACAUACAUAAUGCUGUUCAGGUAAAGAUUAUUCCUUUGGCUGUGGUUUAAUCAAGGGUAAGGUUUCAACUUCUUACCAAUAUUCUUUCACCUCUUAAAACGAUAUGUGACAUUUUAAAAAUGGCAAAAUAAAUUGGAAAAAUAUGAACAACAAAUGCAAUGCUGAAUUAGUGUUUCACGCUGUCUGUAGCUACCUAGGUAUUUGCUUUGAUGUAGACUGUCUUUCAGAAAGGUGGGAUAUACCCC
Molecule: messenger RNA, 2100 nt
Organism: Aptenodytes forsteri (emperor penguin)
Lineage: Eukaryota; Metazoa; Chordata; Aves; Sphenisciformes; Spheniscidae
Gene: RFC3
Product: replication factor C subunit 3
Exons: 9
Coding region: 1-1194 (397 amino acids)
Biological process (GO): DNA repair; DNA-templated DNA replication
Cellular component (GO): nucleus; DNA replication factor C complex
Molecular function (GO): DNA binding; ATP hydrolysis activity; DNA clamp loader activity
Source: RefSeq, a predicted model, not a curated record